GUUAGGUUCAAGGUUAGGUUCUUCACGUCUUCGUUGACAACUCGUUGAUCAUUGCGGCCAUAAAUUUUAGCAUAUCUUUGAUGGACUGGAAAGUUAGGUUAGCACGAAACCGCUGAAGAAACUUUUUUUAAAUUAUCGGAAGAUAGGAGAAAAUGAGUUUUUGGGAUGAAUUUACGGAAGCAGUGAACGAUGUUAAAUUGGGAUUUAUUAUUGCCAUGGUCCUCGGCUAUGGUUUUUAUCGAUUGUCAAAACGAAAUAAACCGGAGGAAAAUCCACGAGACGAAGCCUCGGAUUCGUCGGACGACGAAAUAGCGGAAUUCAGUUCCAAAGACGAAACGAAAAUGGUACUUAUCGUCAGAACGGAUUUAAAAAUGGGCAAAGGCAAGAUAGCAGCUCAGUGUGCUCAUGGUGCAGUUGCAGGUUACAAAUCAGCAUUAAAACAUCCCAAGUUGUUGAAGGCUUGGGAAAGAGAGGGACAAAAAAAGAUUACACUGAAGGUGGACAGUGAAACAGAGCUGACGGAAUUAUCAAAACAUGCAAAAUCAGUUGGACUUUUAACAAAUAUUAUCCAAGAUGCUGGAAGAACUCAAAUCGCAGCAGGGUCUCGCACUGUUUGUGCCAUUGGACCAGGUCCAUCGAGCUUGAUAGAUAAAGUGACUGGACAUCUCAAGCUGUUUUGAAAUACUUUGAUAAUGUAAGAAUUGACUGAAUUCUGUACAUACAAUUCUUUUGAUACACAAACAUGGAGAAAAAGUAAAAAAAAAACUACAAUACUAUAAAAA
This is a messenger RNA of Venturia canescens, 782 nucleotides long. Its product is annotated as peptidyl-tRNA hydrolase 2, mitochondrial-like. Gene Ontology annotation, cellular component: cytosol; mitochondrion. Gene Ontology annotation, molecular function: peptidyl-tRNA hydrolase activity. The record is from RefSeq and is a predicted model, not a curated record. The transcript is spliced from 3 exons. Bases 153 to 680 code for a protein of 175 amino acids. NCBI's taxonomy places the organism in Eukaryota, Metazoa, Arthropoda, Insecta, Hymenoptera, Ichneumonidae.